AUGUCUAAACCACAAUGUGGCGGCGGAGCCGCGGACCUCGAUGACUACGACCUUCCACUCCACGUUGCCGCUGUCUUUCUGGUGUUUGCAUUCAGUAUCGGAGGAGCUGGUCUCCCGGUCGUGGGAAAGAGAGUGCGAUGGUGCAAAUUGCCGCCUGGAGUUUUGUUCUUCUGCAAGCACUUCGGAACAGGUGUACUGGUCGCCACCGCUUUCGUCCAUCUGAUCCCUACUGCGUUUGAUUCACUCAGCGAUCCAUGUCUCCCCUCGCUUCUCACGGACGAUUACCCCGCCAUGCCGGGCGUAAUCAUGAUGGCCGCCUUGUUUGCGCUGUUCACCAUCGAAAUGUACCUCAAAGCCAAGACUGGCGGCCAUUCUCACGGCGGACCUAUGGGCCACGGCACGCCGGCCCUUGCAUCACAAGGCGCGCUGGCAGCACAGGGAGCACGGCCUGGUGUUUCUACUCCUCUGUCACUCCCAGAGUACGCAGCACAUCCAAGAGCCAACUCGGAGCACGACGGGUUUGAGAAGCCUCAUGCCUACACUCACAGCUAUGAGGUCAAGGCUGCUGUGCGUGAGGAAAUGGAACAAUACAACAAUCUUUCCGACAUGCCAACCUGGUUCCAAGUCUUCUAUGCUCAAUACGUCCGCCAGCGUGAAGAGCUCAAGGAAAUGGUCAUGGCCGUCACACCUCGAGCAAUCCUUCCAGCAGAGCGUUCGGCAUUCGAUACCAGCUCCGCCGACCUGUCCGACACCGAGUCGGUCGCUGACGAAGGACUCCUCAAACGAAUGAACCUCAACAUCACUCUGCUCGAAGGCGGUAUCUUGUUCCAUUCCGUGUUUGUGGGCAUGACCGUAUCCAUCACCACAGACGGCUUCGUGGUGCUCCUCAUUGCCAUUCUCUUCCACCAAUUCUUCGAAGGCCUAGGUCUAGGAAGUCGUAUCGCCGCCGUUCCUUACCCCAAAUCAUCGAUCCGUCCUUGGGUCUUGGUCUGCGCAUUCGGCACUACCUGUCCCAUUGGUCAAGCCAUCGGACUCUUGACACGAAAUUCCUACGAUCCUUCCAGCGCCUUCGCACUCAUUCUCGUCGGUGCCUUCAAUGCGUUCUCUUCCGGCCUCCUCAUCUAUGCCGCGCUGGUCGACUUACUCGCCGAGGAUUUCCUCUCCGAAGAGGCGGCGCUUACUAUGACGAAGAAGCUUAAGAUCAAGGCUUUCAUCUUCGUUCUCAUGGGUGCGGCUGGUAUGUCCAUCGUUGGAGCAUUCGCUUGA
This is a messenger RNA of Exophiala xenobiotica, 1266 nucleotides long. RefSeq lists its product as uncharacterized. Gene Ontology annotation, biological process: zinc ion transmembrane transport. The transcript has 3 exons. Gene Ontology annotation, molecular function: zinc ion transmembrane transporter activity. Lineage: Eukaryota; Fungi; Ascomycota; Eurotiomycetes; Chaetothyriales; Herpotrichiellaceae. Bases 1 to 1266 code for a protein of 421 amino acids. The record is from RefSeq and is a predicted model, not a curated record. Gene Ontology annotation, cellular component: plasma membrane.